Molecule: messenger RNA, 474 nt
Organism: Paraglomus occultum
Lineage: Eukaryota; Fungi; Glomeromycota; Glomeromycetes; Paraglomerales; Paraglomeraceae
Source: the annotation of a GenBank genome assembly
AUGAGUAUUCCCUCAUAUGCCCGGGGUGAAGCUUAUUUGUUUAACAAAAGAAGCUCCGCUUUUGGUCUUGGUCAUACUGCAUGGGGUUACAUGAAAAGUGUCGGCCGUUAUACUUACGGAUCGCUCGAUAAUACGGGCUCUAACAUGACAUCGAGACCGAAUGGCUUUUGGGAUCGUUCUGAUUCUCACAAAGAAAUGAUUGCUACUUUUAAAAAUCUCGGUUACGAUACUUAUAUCAACGUGUCAGUUGACGCUCCUAGCGUUGAAAAUGCGAUUAAAGCGGUAGAAGCGUUGAUAGAUAAAGACUACAAUACAUUCACAAAUAAUUGCAUGGACGUUUCUCACGAUAUUGUGUCUGCUUAUAAUGCGACGUUACCCGCACUAUUUCUUGAUGAGUUGUAUCCUAAUGAGUGGUACGAUUAUGCGGCAUCCGAGUGGCAGUGUAAACCCGUCCCUCUCCAGACUUUGACAUAA